AUGAAGGGGCGAGGAAAAGGGGCAACGCUGAAGGGCCAGAAGGUGUUGGAAGUCGGAGCAGGGUGCGGCCUACUGGGGCUGAUACUCGCGAAUUUGGGAGCACAGGCAGGCCUCUGGAGUGGAAGGAGUAGUGGAGCAUUGAGGAUGAUUCAGGUGGUGCUGACCGAGGCGGAAGAAGCGAUGAAGAACCUCAGAAGGAACGUGGAAAGGAACAGCAAGGUGAACUGGAGCGAUGAGGAUGACAUCAAGACUCUUGAGACCACCUCACAUGCUCCUUUUGACGUGAUUGUGGGGACCGAUGUCAUCUUCAAUGUGAAGCUCGUUGAGCCGUUGCUUCGACUUCUUUACCGGGUUUCUCACGACAAGUCCACGAUCUGGCUGUGCAUGCAAGAAAGAUGCCCGGAAGCUCACAAGACUUUGCUCAAACUGGCCCCAAAGUUCUUCGAGCUCAUUGACAUGAGCAAAUCGCUCUCUAUCCUCUGGCCAAAGCUUCCUCCAGCCUACAGCAUGAAGGACAUACUAGCGAAAGGACAAGAUAUUAAUCUCCUAACAUUAUCCAGGGACCUUGAUAAUUGCCAGCUUCAGCAACUUUUCAUGCGGGUGGAAGAGAAAGCAGAGAUCAGUUCGAGGCUCAUCGAGAAUCUUAGAGUUGAUCGUCUGCAGCAUGUUGAACUCCAAGAGCGCUCACACAGCCUUCAGGCACUCAACGAUGAGUUGACGCAGGCCAUAGAUCGCCUUCAGAACGACUUCCUCGUUCUCCUCAACGCAUUCCAAGAGAAGGACGCAGAUCUGAAGAAGCUAGAGGCUACGAGGGAGGAGGAAAAAGCACCUUCCUCUGCUCGAGAAGGCGGAGAGCAAAACAUCCAAGGAAAACCGAUCCAGUUCCACACAAGCGAGCAGGUGCAAGUAGCUGGUGCAAGUGACACAUCAGUUGGCAAUGAAGACCUCAGUCAAGAACGAUCGACAAGCAGCCCCCCUAAACUCGUUUGCCAAAUUCCAGAAAAGAUUCACCAACCCGGUCAAAACUCUCUGAGUCCCAGUCAACCCUACGAGCUGCAUUUCGUCUCACGUGAAUCGAAAUUGAGGAUUGAAACAAAAGCAUCGUUUCCAUUCACAGAAAAAUUGUGCAUCCUGAAGCACAAUGAGAAGGAUUAUUUGCUCAAGAGCUCCUACGUGAACGGGGAGCAUGUCACGAAACUCUACGUUCCUAGAGCAUCGUUGGAGCUUAAUAACCAAGCCAAGGAUUGUAUUGGUUGUGACUAUAACACGACGCUGACAAUAUCUUGCACAAAAUCGAACGUUGUUGUCUCGGGAACAAGAAACUUUGCCUACAUGGAGGCAGAUCGCCAGGUACUGUACAGCAAUUACGAAGUCCUUGGUUUGGACACCAUCUUCGGUUUCUUCUCAAGACAUCCCAACAAGAAUGAAAUUCUUCUACAAGUGAAGAAGAGAGCGACCGGUGAAAGCCAAGAAAGCUCAGAGCGAAGGAGAGUUUCAAAGAGCGCGACUCCGCCGCAGAGUCCGACAAAUCGACGUUUUGUCGGAUCGGUCAAUCCUGACGUAUCAAGUCGUCGAUCGAUCGAGAGCAAAGGAAGCAAGAAGUCUAGCCCUGUGGUCAGCAUCGACUUAUUCUUCGCUCCACUUCAGCAGGAUGAGGUGGUUCUCUUCGACGGCAGGCCUCGGAAGCACAACAUAGGAGUCGGGGUUCAUUUCAGAGUGAACAAGAAGGGAGAGCUGGUCUUCGAUUUCCUCACCCCCAACGGCCCUGCACAGAAGAGCGGGAUCAUCGAGAUCGGCGAUCGCCUGGUUGCAAUCGAUGGGAGGCCCACGGACCGGAUGAGGGCAGACGAGGCGGCUGAAUGCCUGCUGGGCAGUGAAGGGUCGAAGGUCAAGCUCACGGUCGCGCACGGAGUCAAGAGAGUCCUGCAGGACGUGGUGACCGGCGCCGGUGCUGGAGAGGGGGAUCCAAACCAGCGAGUCAAGCUCGACCAGAAUGUCAUCGGACACGUUCAGGCCGUUGGAGCUUCGAAGUCCCAAAUCCCCCCCUGCGUCUUCUCCGCUCCUGAACUUCGCGUCGAGGAAGCAUCUUCAAGACGCAGCGAAAGGAGCGGAGCUGCUGAGCGGCGAGGGGAGCUGGCGAGCAUUCUCAAGUACAGCAAGAAGGUCGAAGGAGGGGAGGGGCUUCGAAACGAGCAGGCGCAAACCUUGAGUGGAGCGUUGAAGCUGCAAGAAGACCUCUCCUUGAUAGAGACUGGAGGAAGUGUCGGCGACAUGAUCCUCGAUGUUGAUGUUGAUCCCCUCAGAUCUCUAGAACCUGCGUCCUCCCAGGUACACUCCCUCCACCAUAUUUUCUCCCCCAGCACUGUGUCUGAGCUCUAUGCUCGAAAGGUCCCUUUGCAUGAUUUCUCGCUGGCCGAGGCCGACGGCAUCUCUCGCAACAUCAUCGAGUCUUCGAAGCUCCUUCACUGA
Molecule: messenger RNA, 2469 nt
Organism: Guillardia theta CCMP2712
Lineage: Eukaryota; Cryptophyceae; Pyrenomonadales; Geminigeraceae
Exons: 21
Coding region: 1-2469 (822 amino acids)
Molecular function (GO): protein binding
Source: RefSeq, a predicted model, not a curated record